This is a messenger RNA of Suillus discolor, 293 nucleotides long. RefSeq lists its product as uncharacterized. NCBI's taxonomy places the organism in Eukaryota, Fungi, Basidiomycota, Agaricomycetes, Boletales, Suillaceae. The transcript is spliced from 4 exons. The annotation marks the transcript as partial. The record is from RefSeq and is a predicted model, not a curated record.
GCUGUCAUCAAUUUGGAAGCUGCUGAUACCUCAGGCCCUGAGCUUCUGUUCCAGGCGACGUCUCACGAGAUGAUUCAGGCGUAUUCCCAUGUGCCUCGACCAUACGGAACUAUCUUUACAAACGAGAUCUUUAGCUCGGGUGUGCUACUCUCUGACACUGAUUUCCGGCAGUUUGAGUACCACUUGAACGUCACCGGGCUUGACAUACAUCUGACCUUUCGUCUUUCUACAACUGUCUCCUGUUUCUCUUUUCGUUGGUCAAGUUUUCAACUCUAACUGCACGUAAGUGGCAG